AUGGCCUACUGUUUAUUAGCAUGGGUUUUUGAGUUGCAAGGUACACUGCCAAAAGCCGUUGAACAUUACCAAGCUAGCAUAAACUUAUUCAAUUCCUUGAGAGUACUUCUAAUAUCUAAAGAUGAGUGGAAAGUUGAUUUUCGAAAUCAGCAUCAAGUGGCGUAUACGGGUUUGUGGAGAGUUCUCGUAGAGCAAGGUAAUGUAGAUGAAGCCUUAUUUGUUGCUGAGAAAGGACGAGCUCAAGCUCUGACCGACCUCAUGGAAUCCAGUUUUUGUGGUGGAACAAGUCACCACAAGGAGAAGAUGAAGAUUGCGCAGUUUUAAAAAACCUUCCAUCAAACACUGUCUUUCAGGCAGUGGACGAAGCUAACGUCAAUCUUUGGGUUGUGUCCGAAGGAAAACAAGUUCAGUUAAGACAAAGUAAACUCAAAGGUUUUGUUUCAGAGAAUAGUGGAUCAAGCCUGUCCUUUAAGUCGUUCAUGCUCGGUGUCUAUACACAACUUGGUGUUCUUUCUAAUGUGAGAUGCGAGAAUCGAUCUUUAGAUGCUUUGAGGGAGGGCCGUUCAAAAGUGGAUGAGAAAACCAAAGAAGCCAAGCCUCAAUCUCACAUCCAACAAGACGGAUGCUUGAGCACUUUGUAUGAUAUCGUUAUGAAGCCGGUGGCUGACUUGAUUGAAGGGGAUGAGCUACUCAUUAUUCCUGAUGGACCCCUGUGGAUCGCUCCUUACGCUGCAUUGAAGGAUGGUAAUUCUAAAUACCUGUGUGAGUCGUUCAAAAUCCGAGUCGCUCCAUCGUUAGCAAGUCUUAGACUCAUUGCCGAUUGCCCAGAUGAUUAUCACAAAAGCAGUGAUGCGUUACUCGUAGGAGAUCCGUGGGUAUCCGAGGUUACUAACAGCGAGGGAAAGAAAGUCUUCGAGCAGCUUCAGUAUGCUAAAAUAGAAGUAGAAAUGAUCGGAAAAAUUCUGAAUAUCACGCCAAUCACUGGCAGUCAGGCCACGAAACGUGAGGUGUUGAAAAGACUCAGUUCCGUUUCUCUAGUUCACUUUGCGGCACACGGACGUAUGGAAACUGGCGAAAUUGCUCUUACACCUGACCCAGACCGAAUAUCUACUGUGCCAACGGAGGAGGAUUACAUUUUAACAAUUGGAGAUGUGUUGAAUGCUCAACUUCGGGCCAAACUUGUUGUGCUUAGUUGCUGCCACAGCGGCCGGGGCGAGAUCAAGGCUGAAGGUGUGGUUGGCAUUGCGCGCGCUUUUAUGGGGGCUGGUGCUCGGUCUAUUGUGGUGUCCCUGUGGGCGAUUGAUGACGAGGCUACUCUUGAGUUCAUGAAAUACUUUUAUCAACAACUUGCAGGAGGUAAACCAGCAAGCGAGUCACUGAACCUGGCCAUGAAAAGCCUCAGAGAAUCAGACAAGUUCUGCGACAUCAAACACUGGGCGCCCUUUUUGCUGAUUGGAGAUGACGUCACUCUUGACUUCAUGGCAAAGGAAAGAGAAAAUUUGAAUAUGAAAUCGCAUAAAUGAAAACUUUUUAUUUCAUCUCAAAAUGAAUGACGCAGGAACUUGGAAGGUUUAAAUGCUUCUCCAUUUUGGCGCUUUUUGGCGAUUUUUCAUUACUUUUCACUUUUUUGUUAAAUGGAACUUGAGAUGUGUGACUUUACUUUGAUGAAGAAAUAAAACAGACUAUUUCAGUAUAUUUUUGUUCAGUGGAAUUGCUAUUUUUUUACCUUUACAAAUUUAGAUGCUUGCGAAGAGAACAAGAUGCAACAAGGCUUCUGCUGUUAAUGCCUGAAGUUGUUGAAGGCGACUACGAGGUUUUCGUUUCGCCAAAAUGACACUCAGAUCUAUUCCUUUAUUGCAAUCAGUUAUGUGUAAAAUAAUUUAAAGGUUUCUUUUCUUGUACACAACCAGGAGCUUGUCCACCGGGUUUUAAUUACGUUGAUACCCUAAGCUUUUGAUAAGCAAAGAAACAGUUUGUCAUUUGCAAAAGGUGGCGAAAUUUUAAUUUCAAAAAUGUGAUUUGCAAACUUCGCAGCCAUAUGGGAAUUGAUCUGAAUGGCUUUUCUACGUCAUAAAUUACUUUGUUGCAAUUUGCAAUUAUCUUUACAAAAAAAUUGAUUGUCAUUUUCAAUUUUUUUUCAAUCCAUUUUAAUGCAAUCUAAUUCCAUCAGUGCCAAGAUUGCCAUUCUAAGCUUAAUUUGAAGAAGUAAUCAUCAGAGAUGAUGUUGUUGAAUUUACUGACCAUAUGCAUAUGUUAGAGACAUUAGACCUACUCUCAGGGGUGUGGCCAGCCUCUAGUCCCGUGGGCCCGGCCUACAAUUGUUUUCCGCCCGCUUGACUUUUCUAAUAUGACUCUUACAAAUGUUGAAGCAAAAAUUUAAAUUUCUCAGGAAAAAGGCCUACAACAAGUCAAAGAGCUGGCUACAACGGCCUGCUUUCAAUCAAACGAGUUUGAUCAAUUAGUCCGUUUUAUCAAACACUCAUCAGUUUGUUUUAGAGAACGACGACAGAGACAAAUUGUCCAUGUAAUCUAAACAAGGAAAUAGCGAAGCAGAGUUUACUUUAACUGAAGUUUCCAUUGCUGUGACUUUUAAUGUAGGUGACAUGGAAUUUGUUGUUUUCAUUAGGAAAAUAUUUACGCCAUUAAAUUAGGGAAACAAUUGAAGUAAGCCAUGUAGUCCUCAAUGGGAAUUAUUUUGGUGAAAAUGUUCAUGAAUAAAUGUAAAUCUAGGCCGUAGUUAAAAUGGUUCAGGGCUUCGGGAUAAAAUUUGCAUUUUUUUGAAAAUUUGCUGUUCAAACUUUUUUCAUGGCUUUAAAUUUACCUUAGUAUAAUUUGGAGAUGUCUGGUGAUAUCUUUCUUAGAUUUAAGAAUUUAUACUUAGGUAUUCAGAGCACGCUUUGUAAUUAGAACCCGUUAUGUGGUCAAAGUUUAAGGUAUACUGUAUCACAGCUGUUUUAAAAGAAAUUUUUGUAAAAUCAGUGUUAAUUUUUGACAGAUUUUGAUAACUACCAUUGGUAUAUGCUGGUAUAAAAUGUAAUAGUUAACCUUGCACAUGGUUGAAUAUGACGUAACGUAGGAUUUUAAAAACAAGCUGGGAUAAUUUAGACUAAACAUUCUUUUUAUGAUAUCAGUGUAUUUGGUGUGAAUUGUUUUGAUGCUAUUUGUACUUAAAGUUGAAGCUAUUUGUUCAUUUACCUUAGUUUUUAUUCAUUGACUCAUUAACUCCCAAGUUGUGAAGAAAAAUUCUCCCAACUGAUAAGAAUGUGUUUCUUUGUUGCUUCAUUCUGAGAAUUCGAUGAAACAUAACGUUUCUAGUGAAAAAUAAUCCGCUAGUUUAGAUUUUCUCUAAUUCUUAUUGACACCAUGUUUGUUGGUGCAUUAAUUUUGUGAGGAGAAUUUAAGUUAUGAUCAAUCUUGGGAAUAAAUGGGUUCAUUUUAGUGUCUCCGUUUAGCGCGU
Molecule: messenger RNA, 3457 nt
Organism: Pocillopora meandrina
Lineage: Eukaryota; Metazoa; Cnidaria; Anthozoa; Scleractinia; Pocilloporidae
Source: the annotation of a GenBank genome assembly